UACAGCCAAUGGGAGGCAAGAAUGAAAGCACCAUUGCACAUGGAUUCCAAAAACGAGAAUAGUCUCUAGCGUCAAUGUAACUUGCUUCGCGGAUAUUACAGCCUCUGAAAGUGUUGCUGAACAGUUGGAUUCGAAGUGAGGUGUAACUGAUAGACAUAUGAAAGACCCUUAAAAUUGAAGAAGGUACAUCAUCCUACACCUGCACAUUGAUCAACCAGUGACAACUGUGAUGGAGAAACCACUGAUUCAGACACAGGCUUCUACGCUACCUUUCUUUGACACCGCCCAUGCCUUCAACCUACUACGAGGAAUUCAUGAGCUACGGGCGGAGCGCAAGUUCUUUGAUGUGACAUUAUGUGCCGAAGGCCGAGAAUUUCAUUGCCACCGAACAGUUCUUGCUGCUGCCAGCACAUAUUUCCGUGCCAUGUUUGCAGGAACACUCCGUGAGAGUGCCAUGGACCGUGUGGUUCUUUAUGAAGUUUCAGCAGAGUUGCUAGGCCUACUGGUAGACUUUUGCUACACUGGUCGGGUCACCGUUACACAGGACAAUGUGGAUCUUCUUUUGAAAACGGCUGACCUCUUCCAGUUCCCAUCAGUAAAGGAAGCCUGUUGUGCUUUCCUGGAGCAAAAUUUAGAUGUAUCCAACUGCCUGGAGAUACAAGAUUUUGCAGAGGCCUAUGCCUGCCGUGAUCUUGCUACUAGUGCCCGUCGCUUUAUCCUCAAAAAUAUUGUUGAGUUGGCCAAGGCCAAAGACUUUGAGCGAUUGCCCUGGAAGCGUCUGCUUGAGUUUAUGUCAGACGAUGGACUGUGUGUGGACAAAGAGGAGACAGCAUACCAGAUAGCAGUACGCUGGGUAAAGGGUGACCUACAGCGACGACUUCACUACUGGCCUGAGCUUUUGCAACAGGUGCGGCUACCGUUUGUGCGACGCUUCUACUUGCUGGCCCAUGUAGAAAGUGACCCAUUGGUCUAUCUCUCGCCAUCAUGCCUAAGGCUGGUCAGCGAGGCACGCAGUUUCCAGUCUUGUGACUAUGACCGACAUGACUUUCCCUGCCAUCGCAUGCACCCGCGCCCGUCCACAGGCCUGGCGGAGAUCCUGGUGGUGAUCGGAGGCUGUGAUCAGGACUGCGACGAACUGGUGACCGUUGACUGCUACAACCCACAGACAGGCCAGUGGAGGUAUCUAGCAGAGUUUCCUGACCAUCUAGGUGGAGGAUACAGCAUUGCUGCUCUGGGGAACGAUAUGUAUGUGACAGGUGGCUCAGACGGUUCGCGUCUUUACGACGGAGUAUGGCGCUACAACUCGAGUGUGAAUGAGUGGACUGAAGUGUCGCCCAUGCUGAAGCCAAGGGAGUACCACAGCUCCUGUGUACUCAAGGGCCAGCUGUACGUGGUGGCGUCUGACAGCACUGAGCGCUAUGACCAUGCUUUGGACUGUUGGGAAUCCCUUGCACCGAUGCCAAAUCCUAUGGACAACUGUUCUACCACCACCUGCCGAGGGCACCUCUAUGCUAUUGGUUCCCUCACUGGGCAGGACGCUAUGGCCAUUCAGUGCUACAAUGCAGACACCAACCACUGGUCACUUGUCAAUGGUGGCCAACUGCCGCCAUGGUCCUUUGCUCCUAAGACUGUUACCCUCAAUGGCCUCAUUUAUUUUGUGAGAGAUGACUCGGCUGAGGUUGAUGUCUACAAUCCUCUGAAGAACGAAUGGGACAAAAUAGAGUCAAUGACUCAGGUCCAUGUGGGAGGCAGUGUGGCCGCUCUAGGGGGCCGUUUAUAUGUAUCAGGUGGCUAUGAUAGCACCUUUGAACUGUCCGAUGUUGUGGAGGCAUAUAACCCUGAAACGCGCACGUGGAGCAUUAUCGGCCGGUUACCGCAGCCCACCUUCUGGCACGGCAGUGUCAGCAUCUUCCGCCAGUUCAUGCCUCAAGCACAAAACGCGUUUGAGCCGCUGGAACCCCCCGAGAUCAACGCUGUCCGUCUCCAUCGGCUUCAUCGUCACCAGGCGAUCCACAAUCACAAUCUCAACCGCCACCACGAUGUCAAUCAUGCCCACUGAGGCACACGCUGCUCCCACAGCUCCGGCAAAGUUUUGGGAUAGCUAAUGUCAUGUUUACUGUGAUUUAUGAGUGAGUGUGCUGUAUUUUACACAAUUGUACUUUGAAAAGAAGAGUGUUGUCCUUUCCAAAAUUGCUGCAGUUUGUGCACAAAAGUAGUUGUUGAAUGUCUGUUGCAUGCAAUAAUAAGUAUCCAGCAGGCUGGGA
Sardina pilchardus (European sardine) is the source of this 2264-nucleotide messenger RNA. RefSeq names its product kelch-like family member 21 (gene klhl21). Gene Ontology annotation, molecular function: protein binding. The coding region runs from base 230 to 2059 and encodes 609 amino acids. The record is from RefSeq and is a predicted model, not a curated record. The transcript has 5 exons. Gene Ontology annotation, biological process: protein ubiquitination. Lineage: Eukaryota; Metazoa; Chordata; Actinopteri; Clupeiformes; Clupeidae.